This is a messenger RNA of Mercenaria mercenaria, 4611 nucleotides long. RefSeq lists its product as uncharacterized. The coding region runs from base 521 to 1573 and encodes 350 amino acids. The transcript is spliced from 10 exons. The record is from RefSeq and is a predicted model, not a curated record. Lineage: Eukaryota; Metazoa; Mollusca; Bivalvia; Venerida; Veneridae.
ACAUGGAGAGCUUCCCAGCUGGAAGGCGUGCCCUGCAACAGAAAAAAAGGGAGCUUGAAGAAAAACAUGCUUCAAAAAUCAGUACUAAAAAUGUGCCAGCAACUACUGUUUCACAGUCUUCCAAGUUAGUUGCCAGUAAUUUGUCACCGCAUGUGAUAGCCAAGCGGAUAGGAAAAAUGUCUUCUCCGCCAAAGUUCAAACCAAAUGUUCCGUCAAGUUCCGUUGCACAGGCUGAAUCACCAGCGUCUGAACUCGGCGAUGAAGAGCUGUUGUCUAUUGGUCUUUCCAUGGAAGCGAAGAUGCCUAAAACUUUGCCAGCUCCUCGUCCAAAGAAGACAGUGAUGGUCAUAACUGAAGCAUCCUUGGUCUCUGAGACCAAGACAGCAAGUGUGUCGACUGUAUCCAAGCUUUCGCAGCUAAGAGCAGAGCGCCCCUUCACUGGUCUCGCAUUAAAUGAGCAAGGAAAAACAGAAGGACUUUCUCCUUGAUUGAUGACCCCCUACCUGACAGAUGGCGUGAAAUGCUGAGUGAUGUUGACCGACAUUGGGUGUCACAGGCUCUUUUCCGGUUCAAAAAGUCAAGUGUGUCUGACCGUAGAGUUGAACUCAAAACUGAAAACUUGCAGCUGUGGCUGUAUCCGCCACAGCCGUCACUUACUUUUAACCAGAUUCCUACAGUCAAUAGGUACUUUGCUCACCGUCUGUUCGUCUGUCUGCCGAAACGAAUGUGGAAGGUACGUCUUCUGUGCCCAUACCAGGACUGUGCUUCCAGAGAGUUGACACAUGCUGGACUGUACCCAACUGUGAGACGUGUUCUUGAUAUAAAUGACUACUAUCAUCUGGUAACAGAGUACCUGGAGUGUUCAAGUUGUGGCAAGAAGGUCACUGGUUGGAGUAAGAUUGUCCUAGAUCAGCUUGAUAUUGGCCACCGCUACCUGUUUCAAGUGAUCAUGACUUACAGGUUCGCUUGUGAUAUAAGUGUGAUCACACUUCUUCGUCAACGCGGCCUAGGUAACAGUGCUUCUCAGCUGCAAAUAAAAUUGGAAGAACAGCAUAGCGAGAAAUGGCUUCAGAAGACUAUUCACUACCUUUCAGCCUGUCGCGUGUACAAGCAAGCAUCUAAGAAAGGCUUGAUUACAUCUGUAUUCUUUCAAGAUCCACCCACACGUAUCGCAGUACCAAAAUAUAAGUGGUUUCAACUAGUGUACUGCCAGGAUGUCAUGCGCCGAGCUGAUGAGGUAAAGGCCGCAAUAACGUCAACAUUUGGGACCGUCCUAAAGAUAGAUUCGACAAAGAAGAUAGCACAGAAGUUAGCCGGAUACAGUGCGAACACUGCCGCUUGGGCAACAAAUGUAGGGAAUGAAAAUGGACAAGUGCUAAUGACAGUGCUAACAGCAAUGGAAGGUUAUGGUCUGAAGGCAAUGGUUAAAGGCACGUUGCUGAUGUAUCCAGCAGUGAGGAAGAAGCCGUCUGGUCGCAUUGUUUUCAACUCUACAGACGAGGGAAAGGCUAAGAGGACCAAACAGCGAGUCAGGUGCAUGACCAAGGACCAAGAACACAGGCAGUCAGACUAGCGAAAUUUAAGAGAGACAGAUCCACGAUCCGGACGAGUUCACACUGCUUGGUUUCUACCAGAUCCAGCUUGGGCAAUAUUAAGGCCAGACCUUCCACUGGAUCGCAGAGAACGACAUGAGCUGUGCAACACAGCUGCUGUGCCAGGUAGAUUCCGAGGGAGGAAACACUGGGAAUGAAUGUUGAAUGACAACAAGUGUGAUCUCCGGGCAUACAUCUUUGGCUUCCCAGAUGGUUGUGCGGCCUACGAACAGUGCAAACAGGAGUGGAAAGCCAAGAAGGAUAUGCUUGAGAAGAGGAAGCAAGCACAGGCUACCACAUCCCUCGUUCACAGCCGACUUUCUGCCCAAGAGGUUGCCCGGAGGAUCCCGGCACCAUCACCCGGGAAGAAAUCAGCACCGAACAUACCUUCAACAUCAGAAGAAUACCCUCUACUGGAAGGAUGGAAGACAACACUACCCGAAGUUGACAAGAAGUGGGUUCGAAGAUGAUUAUCAGGUUAAAUGCCCAGGGCAAGCUGGAGGUCCAUCCCACUCAGCUGUUGUACCAUCCGGCACUAAUCUCUUCAGAUAUUCCUUCAGAUGACAGGGACUUUGCCCAUUCCUUGCUAAUGUGGAUGCCCAGGAAGUUGUGGCUCGUUCAGCUGCGCUGUACCAACAUCGCGUGCGAUGGGUACAAGCGGACCUGAGCUUGAACUUACCCCCUGGUGUGACAGGUACUCAGACUGACAGAUUACUACAACAUGGUCACCGAGAACCUGGAGUGUAAAAAUUGAUUGGGGAAGUACCUUGCUUGGAGUGGAGGGAUUGUUAACCAGUUGGACGUAUCCUGGCGAUGUCAGUUCCUGUGCUUCUGACUUAUAGUUGUUUGAUGAUACAAGUGACAUAGAACUAGAAGACAGUGUUUUGUCAAUUAUCAGCAGUACUGCCACAGUCACAAGUGUCACACACACAGAAAUUCUGUCAGAAGAAUCUUCUACUUUACUGCUGGUCCUAUUCCAACAAACCCAAGUUACAGUCAAGCAGAAACUCAGGAGCCGAGCUGCUAUGCUUAUUUUGAGUACAGUCUGGCAAUAGAUUCUAGUCCUGAAUUUAUAGAGUUUAUUGUAUUGAGUAAGAGUAACUAAGAGUGACGCUAAUGGUGUCAGAGUGGACCCGAUAUCAAACUGCAUUGCACUUUUCAUGUUGGGCCGAUAUACCAGCCAUUAUGUGGUCAAUAUCGAGCCAUGCUGCACUUUUCAUGUUGGGCUGAUAUACCAGCUAAUAUUUGGCCGAUAUCGAGCCGCGUUCCACUUUUCAUGUCAGACUUACAUACCAGCCAAUAUAAGACCGAUAUCGAGCCGCAUUCCACUUUUCAAGUUGGGUUGAUGUACCAGCCAAUAUCAUGCCGAUAUCGAGCUGCGUUGCAAUUUUCAUGUCGGACUGAUACACCAGCCAAUAUCAGACCAAUAUCGAGCCAUGUUGCACUUUUCAUGUUGGGUCAAUAUACCAGCCAAUAUCGGAUCGAUAUUGAGCCACGUUGCACUUUUCAUGUCGGACCGAUAUACCAGCCAAUAUCAGACCGAUAUCCAGCCGCGUUGCAUAUUAUGUCGGACCGAUAUACCAGCCAAUAUCAGACCGAUAUCGAGCCACGUUGCACUUUUCAUGUUGGGUCGAUAUACCAGCCAAUAUCGGGCCGAUAUCGGGCUGCGUUGCACUUUUCAUGUCGGACCGAUAUACCAGCAAAAAUCAGACCCAUAUUAAGCCGUGUUGCACUUUUCAUGUUGGGUUGAUACACCAGUCAAUAUCGGACCGAUAUUGAGCCACGCUGCACUUUUCAUGUCGUACUGAAAUACCAGCCAAUAUCGGAUAGAUAUCGAGCCGCGUUGCACUUUUCAUGUUGGACCGAUAUACCAGCCAAUAUUGGGCCAAUAUCGAGCCAAGGAAAUCCAUGUUUUUAUUAUGCCCCCACUUUGGGGGGGGGGGGGCAUAUAGAUUUGCCCUUGUCCAUCCGUCCGUCCGUCAUUUCGUCCUCCGUCCAUCCGUCCUUCCGAGAAUGUUGUGCUGCGCCUAGCUCCAAAAGUAUUUGACGUGGAGUCACAAAACUUUACAGGAAUGUUGGUCAGCAUGUGUAGUUGUGCACCUGGGGCUUCGCGUCCGGAUUCAUUCAGUCGUGAAUGAGUUAUGGCCACUGACUUUUUAAAAAUUGGUCAUUUUAGUGUUGUGUCGCGCCUAGCUCAGAAAGUAUUUGACGCAGAGUCACAAAACUUUACAGGAAUGUUGGUCAGCAUGUGUAGUUGUGCACCUGGGGUUUCGCGUCCACAUUCAUUCAGUCAUGUAGGAGUUAUGGCCCCAGACUUAGUAAAAAAUUGGUCAUUUUAAUGUUGUGUCGCACGUAGCUCCAAAAGUAUUUGACCUAGAGUCACCAAAGUUUACAGGAAUGUUGGUCAGCAUGUGCAGUUGUGCGCCUGGGGUGAAAAUACUCUAAAUUAAAACUACCAGACAAUAUUUUUUGUGUGGAGUGGGCAUAUUUGCGAAAAACCAAGGCAGAAACUUUGAUUCAAGACGAUAGACAGUUUCCAAAACCAUAAAAAGCUAACAGCAGAUGAGGCGUUUAUAUGUUAGUUAAAGUAAACUGGUAUUUUAAGUAUAUUGUUUAAUUUUUAAUUUUUAUCUUAAAUUACUAAAUUCCUGCAUUUUACUGAUCAGCGUUAAAUUUUUUGUUGUUAAUUUUGAUAUAUCUAAUGCAUAAACACUCGUAGGAAUAACAAUAUAUCACAUAUGCUAUAAUUGUUCUAUUUUGUUACAGAAGGAUCGUGCAGAUCAGGUGUUAGACCAACAAGAAAGCUACGACAGAGAUUGCGUUAUAUCCUGAUGAAAAUGUCCUGUAAAAAAUGUGCCAGAAAUAAUUACAAUUGUUGUCAUAAUCAAGUGGGAACGUUUCAGUGAUGUGAAAUUCCAUACUAGUAUAUACCCUUUUGGUUCUACAUUGUUAUUCAGCGGAUCGCUGGAUUUUUAAAUUUUCUAUCAAAUGUAAAUACAUGUGGUUAUGGAAACUGUUA